GUUUCCUGCCGCCCUGUCGUGUUGCGAGACAACAAAACGGUUGCGCUUCGGCCUUGUCGACCAGCUCCUCAUUUUCGCUGAUAGUGUUUGGAGUUACGCCUAGAAGCAUUCAAAAUGGCUGGAUCAGAGCUCCCACCCCACGUCGUGCCUGUCCCUCGCUGGACCCUCGCCAUCCAUGCGGUUCAGAUGCUUUUCGCCAUCAUCAUUCUCGGACUCGAUGCCUACGGCAUUCGCUGGGUCGCAUACAAUGCACUGAUCUACUCCCUCGUAACCACCAUCUGCACGCUCGGCGUCUGCGGCUACUUGAUUGCUUCCCAGCUCUUCCUCCACAACCUGUACAACAUGAUAAUUGCGCUGGCGCUGCACGUGUGGAUGGUGAUUUUCUGGAUCGUCGACCUCGGCCUUGUCGCAAAUCUCGCUCGCAUCUGGGGCAGCGCCAGUUUCUCGUACUAUAGCUACGGCUACUGCUACGGGUACUACUGCACCUAUGUAAAGCGAGACCUGGAGAAUCUGGGGAAGAGGGAGGAAACGACGACAUAUAAUGCGUACUAUGGAGCACUAGCCGCAGGUGCCGUCUUUGCGGCCGUCGAAUUCUGUCUCUGGGUCUUCUCAGCAGUCAUCCUGCUCAUCUACCUGAACAAGCACCGCGGCGAACAGUCCACCCAGCCCAACCAGCCACCGCCCCAAUACGCCCCCAACAACGCGCAACAAGCCGUCCCGAUGGAGAAGUACAACAUGAACGUAUCUACGCAGCCCCAGCAGCAGUACACCCAACCUGGUUCUCAGGGACAGGGCCAGUUCGUCCAGCCACCACAGCCAGCCUACAACCAACAGCAAUACACAGGCCCAACCGGCCCAUACGGACAAGAUCCAAUCUCGCGCCAGGACACAGUGAGCCCCGUCUCGCAGGUCGGUUACGCAGCACCCAAUCCGAAUGCGUCUGAGCUGGGUACACCGCAGCAAACGUAUAAUCCUAAUGUGUCGGAGCUGGCGAGUCCGCAGCACACGGGCGGGUAUAAUUACAAUGUGUCGGAGCUGGCGGAUCGGAAGUGAAAGGGGAGUGGUAUAAUUAUGACUUACUGAGUCUGCUUCCUUUUCAUGCGGAGUUUGGACCGCAGCAUUGAUGAGUGGCCGUUGGAGGUGGAAGAGUAAUGGAGAUGUCGAGGAUGGUCUCGGAUACCCCCAAUGAACAAUUUCCACUUCCGUCAAGUCGUUUUGAUGAGAGGAUAUUAUUAGGCUGUACGAAACGUGCGACCGCUCGUGGUGUGAUACCAUUAAUGGAAACAUAUAUUAGGAGCUGCAGGAAGGAAUCUAGGUUCCAUAUGAGAAAGCCAAUCUGGAUACUAUCCGA
Molecule: messenger RNA, 1351 nt
Organism: Trematosphaeria pertusa
Lineage: Eukaryota; Fungi; Ascomycota; Dothideomycetes; Pleosporales; Trematosphaeriaceae
Exons: 3
Coding region: 115-1053 (312 amino acids)
Source: RefSeq, a predicted model, not a curated record